Lacerta agilis (Sand lizard) is the source of this 1398-nucleotide messenger RNA. RefSeq names its product COPI coat complex subunit epsilon (gene COPE). The transcript has 10 exons. Gene Ontology annotation, cellular component: COPI vesicle coat. Gene Ontology annotation, biological process: retrograde vesicle-mediated transport, Golgi to endoplasmic reticulum; intra-Golgi vesicle-mediated transport; endoplasmic reticulum to Golgi vesicle-mediated transport. Lineage: Eukaryota; Metazoa; Chordata; Lepidosauria; Squamata; Lacertidae. Gene Ontology annotation, molecular function: protein binding; structural molecule activity. Bases 16 to 1173 code for a protein of 385 amino acids. The record is from RefSeq and is a predicted model, not a curated record.
CUCUUCCUUUUUCGUAUGUCUAAGCUGAAGGGCGUCCUUUAUCCUCUGGCGACGUUAUCUCUUCCGCCCCAAAACUCCAGCUCCCGGCAAGCAUUUCGCCCGCGGGGCUUCCCGAUUGGUCAGACGGGCGGGUGGGCGCGGCUAAAGGGCGAGUGCCAGCCAAUCGGCGUGUCCCGGCGUGCCUUGCCAGGGAGCGCUCGGAGGCGAAGACGUGUCCGGUCCCGGAGGCGGAGAGGCGAAGGCGAGGGAAGCGGAGCGAUGGCGGCGGCGGCGGGGGGGACCCAGGGCGAGGCCGACGAGCUCUUCGACGUGAGGAACAACUUCUACAUCGGCGCUUCGCAGGCGGCUAUUAACGAAGCGCAGCGAGUCAAGCCCUCCAGUCCUGACAAAGAGCUUGAAAGGGAUAUCUUCCUGUAUCGUGCCUACAUUGCCCAGCGAAAAUAUGGCGUGGUGCUGGAUGAAAUCAAGCCCAGCUCACCUCCAGAACUUCAAGCUGUGAGGAUGUUUGCAGAAUACCUUUCCAAUGAGAGCCAAAGAGAUGCGAUUGUGGCUGAAUUGGACAAGAAGAUGGCUAAGAGUGUUGAUGUCACUCAUACCACUUUCCUUCUUAUGGCGGCAUCGGUCUACUUCCACGACCAGAACCUGGAUGCAGCAUUGCGGACCUUGCACCAGGGGGACAGCUUAGAGGGCACGGCAAUGACUAUUCAGAUCCUUCUGAAACUGGAUCGCCUGGAUCUGGCCCGGAAGGAGCUGAAGAAGAUGCAGGAGCAAGACGAAGAUGCGACUCUGACCCAGCUGGCGACGGCUUGGGUGAAUCUUGCCAUGGGUGGCGAGAAGUUGCAGGACGCCUAUUACAUCUUCCAGGAGAUGUCUGAGAAGUGGUCCCCCACCCUCUUACUCCUCAACAGCCAGGCCGCUUGCUACAUGGGCCAGGGCAAGUGGGAUGAUGCUGAGGGGGUGCUCCAGGAGGCUCUGGACAAGGACAGCAGCCAUCCUGAAACCUUGAUCAACUUUGUCGUCCUUUCGCAGCACUUGGGGAAGCCUCCAGAGGUCACCAACCGUUACCUGUCACAGCUGAAGGAUGCCCAUCGACACCACCCCUUUAUCAAGGAACAUCAGACCAAGGAGAAUGACUUUGACCGCCUGGCUUUGCAGUAUGCGCCCAGCGCCUAGACUGGCUGGCUGCAAGGAAGGCUGCGUCUUGCAGAGCAGGAUUCUGUGUGCCGGGAUCAUCGCUUCUCCUGUACAGGUGAAACCUGAAACCGGUGCUCCCCACACGGGUCUGCCAUGGGACAGCAUCAAAACCCCAAAACGUUUUUUUGCCCUCUGCUAUGCAGAAAAGAGACUUGUGCAGACUGUAGUUCGAAACAUUCCCAAUAAAACCUCUGCUAGAUUUAA